AUGGAGACACAAGUGCCUCAGAACUCAAAAGUCAAGAGGUGGGAUGGUGCGGCAAAAUCAUGUACCGACUGGGACAACUUGAGAAGGGAUCCUGAACUCUGGUUUCGAGGUGGGAACUGCUUCGUUCACCUCUACGGCAAAGGCCAGUCUCGCCGAGGUCCCGCGUUUAAAGUACCAUUCAGCACUUUGCUCACCGCAAAAUGCCACCAUUUCGUCAAGAGAUUCAUGUCUUGCGACACGCCCGAGUCACCGGGGUCGUUCAACGACGUGUUCGAAGACUUGGACCGGUGGAACUCUCUACACCCCAACGAGAGAGUCGAGCUUUAUAUUCCAGCUCCGCCAAUGGCGAACAAGGAACAGGCGUUUUCCUACCACCUCGCGACGCGAAAUUUCUUGGCAUGGGUUUUCCGCCGUUCAGUGGUGGGCGAGCACCUCGGAAUCGCUCUCAUUGGCCUGCUGAACAGCAUGGCAGAAUUCAGAGGCAACGACGAAGACAACGUGCCAGAGCUCAUAUCCUACAUGGAUGAAGAAGGGUAUCUGGAUAUCAAAGGCCAACCGCACCAUGCGGUGGCGCUCUUGCAUCUAGCCGAGUUUUUCCAGAUGACAGACAUGUAUAUUGACGCCUUCAGCCACUGUGUUGGAAUGAGCGAGCAUCUUCAGUACAACCCCGAAUUUGAGCACAUUGGCUCAGUCACCAGAAUGCUCAUACGCAGGGCACGGAAUGACAUGGACACACGGCUAAGCAAAGCGGGCAACAUGUUGAAAACGUUCUUGGAGGAUGAGCUGUCUGAAUCACAUCUCGGCCUCUCGGCCGGUAACCGUGCUCACCUGGACCGAUUCCGAAGCUUUGUCCGAUCAUUUUACGCGACGAAGCUUGGCUAUUGGCCGCCUCUCUUGCCCGAGUCGGAAAGCAGUUCGAUAUUUGACCCCAAGGUUCUUCGGACCAUGCGCAAAGACUUCCAGGCCGUAUACGAACUGCUGGUCGAUCAGAGCUUCACCUCCGCGGAGAGCAGCCCGAUCCUUGCUCAGGGCGGCAUCUGCACAUUCCAAAGUGUAAACGAUUUCGACCGGCGUUCCAAGUAUACAUCUUUGAAACACCCACUGCCGCUACUCCCGGAGACAGGCGGAGACAAGUCUGGCCGGCGGGUAUCUAUGCUACUCCCGGAGACAGGCGGGGACAAAUCUGGCCGGCGGGUAUCUAUCCAAUGGUUGACAAGCCCUGCGCGAGCCGACAAGCUCAAACCCGAUGAGCGUCUGAUCGCUCAUAGUGCGCUGACCAAGGCUAUGAAUAUGCGGGAUCAGGAAACGCUCCGCAACGACUUUGUUCGCGCCUACCGCAAGUUUGAGGAGGAUUCGGUCUCGCCGCUCAACCGUGUCGACAAGGUCGAAAAGAUCAGCCUAGUGGAUGCUCGCAAGGUACGCUGGAUCCUGAUUUACUGUUGUUACCAGGCUCUUCUGAGCUGCACAGAGGCAUCUGCAGAGGUCAGCGACGUCGAUAAGGCGGACUACCACCUCGCAGUUUCGACCCAGAAGCUACCGCCUUGGAAGGAGGGUCGCAACUUGCACUCCUUCUUCCGCAGCCACACUGAUCCCACGUCGAGCACCAAGCAGUCGGUUACAGACUGGGCGUCGAAGUGCAGUGCCUUGCCGACACCAACCCUAGUGUCCCCUUCUGUCGAGAUCCGACCCGACAUAGACUACACUGCUCAAGCACGUCGCGAGGAGAGACUGUCUCAUCGCAAGUCGGUAGCCGUCGCUCCAUCAGCGGCGGCUCCGCCCCGGUCCCGGAGCCGGAGUCUACCCCGCAGCAACACUUUCCGACGAUCUCUCAGCAUCUUCCGCAAACUGGAAGAACAAAGCGUCCCGACCGCGAUGGCGAGGAAGGGUUCCUAUUGCGAGAUUGUGGUAAAGGGUUAUGGAAACGGUACCAACGCUGUGGUUAAGAAGGUUGCCGAAGCGCCCCCCGCAGAGCUCUCGUCAAAGACCACGACGGCGAUGCGUUCCUUUUCGACGUCGUCUGAAUCCAGCUUCGUGUCCGAGGCGCAGUCGCUGGGCGCCUUCAGCUUCGCGACCGCCGAGUCCACGGUCGCCGAGUCCACGGUCCCGCCGACGUCGCCCAAGGCGCCGUGUAAGAACUGGCCGAACCAGGACACGCCCAUGUUGAGCCCUGUGCCCCUGCGUGGCCGCCGGCGCGUCAAGGCCGUGCUAUCCUUUUCUGAACCGGCGCGCCUGAGCCCGGCACUGGAACCGAUCUCUCCUCUUGCCAGCCCGGCACUAGAACUAGCAUCAUCUUAUGUCAGCCCGGUAAUAGUACCGGCAGAAGCAAGUUUCGCAAGACGGUACACCGUCAUCGGUGGCGGCGACUACGCCCAGGACUACGUCGACCUGGUCAAGGAACAAGAGAGCGACUUCAACCGCCAUGACACGGAGCCGCUCUCGCUGCAGAUCCCCAAGCCAUCGCUUCCUACGUACCCCGAAUCCCCGAUCUUGGGGCACCUGGACGACUACGCGCCCGAAUGGGACAAGUACAAGCACCUGGGCGGACUGACCAGACUGUCGCCCCUGCAUAUCUGA
This is a messenger RNA of Colletotrichum navitas, 2574 nucleotides long. RefSeq lists its product as uncharacterized. NCBI's taxonomy places the organism in Eukaryota, Fungi, Ascomycota, Sordariomycetes, Glomerellales, Glomerellaceae. The transcript is spliced from 3 exons. The coding region runs from base 1 to 2574 and encodes 857 amino acids. The record is from RefSeq and is a predicted model, not a curated record.